This is a messenger RNA of Alosa sapidissima (American shad), 3614 nucleotides long. It is a transcript of the gene cavin2a, whose product is annotated as caveolae associated protein 2a. Bases 441 to 1916 code for a protein of 491 amino acids. The transcript is spliced from 2 exons. Gene Ontology annotation, cellular component: caveola; cytoplasm. Lineage: Eukaryota; Metazoa; Chordata; Actinopteri; Clupeiformes; Clupeidae. Gene Ontology annotation, molecular function: protein kinase C binding. The record is from RefSeq and is a predicted model, not a curated record.
GAGAGAGCAGCGAGCGUCAGAGAGAGAGGGAGGGAGAGUGAAGGAGAGAGAGUGAGAGUGAGAGAGACACAGACACAGAGAGAUUUAUCACAGUAGCUGAAAACUUGCUGUCAGUACUUUACAAGAACUUGGACUUGGGAGGACUUGGAGUGACCCCUCCCCAAAAAAAGCCCUUCAACUGGUGGAAACUCUGACAGGGGUGGAAGGCCUAUAAAAGAGAGAGUGCUUCUCCAAGCCAGGCUUCUGCAAGCUCCACACCACUCGCCAGCCAUUCUCUUCCUCCUCCCUGUCAACCUCUCCUGCGGAGCUCCACACACACACACACACACACACACACACACACACACACACACACACACACACACACACACACACACACACACACACACACACACACGUGCGCGCAAAUACACAAGGAUCCCACAGCCACCCGCACCAGGAUGGGCGAAGACUCCACCCGUGCCGAGGCGCGCAGCUCCGCCACGCUGCCUGCCAACAUGCCUUCUUCCUCCAGGGCAGCCAACGCCUCUCCUCCUCCUCCUCCUCCUCCUCAGGAUGGCCAGGAGCCGCCGCUGCUCAUCCCCAGCUUCAGCCCCAGCUCUGCGCCCUCGUCCCCAGCCAGCACGCUCUCCCGCCUGGGCUUCAAGAUGCCGCCGUCCCCCGGGAGCCCCGGAUCGCCUGGUGGCGGGCAGGUGAGUGCCAUCACGGUGGUGGCGCUGCUGGACAAGCUGGUGGUCAUGAUGGAGUCGGUGCAGGAGAACCAGCGGCGCUCCGAGAAGCGGCAUGCCGAGUUAGAGGCGGUCGUGCGCGCCGUCCAGGGCGACGUGACACGGCUGGCCAGGAGCCACAGCAGCACGGCCAACAGCGUCAGCAAGCUCCUGGAACGCUCACGCAAGACCGGCGGAUACGUCAAGGAGGUGCGCGAGAGACUGGACCGACAGGGCGUCCAGGUGAAGCGGCUGGAGGCCAACCACGCUCACCUGCUCAAGAGGAACCACUUCAAAGUGCUAAUUUUCCAGGAGGACAAUGAGAUCCCCUCCAUGCUCCUCACGAAGGACCCUGCUGCGUCCACCACUGCUUCUAUCCAUGAUACCCAGGAGAACAUGUCUUUGCACGCACCCACCCCGAGCGUUGACCGCAACCGCUCCCACGAGGAGGGCCUACAGACCAUCAGCCUCACGUCCGACGAGGACGAGGAGGAAGCCGUGGGGACAGUGGCAGCCACCGGGACCCACCCGUCCAGCCCCCGUGGCGAAGCGGCGAGUGAGCUGGCCCUGGAGGAGGAGGACGACGACGACGGCGGCCUGUCGUCGCUGGGGUCCGAGCGUCUGGAGCGCUCGCGGGCCGAGAAGCUGAAACGCUCCAGCCUGAAGAAGGUGGACAGCCUGAAGAAGGCCUUCUCGCGCCGGAGCAUCGAGAAGAAGAUCAACAAGAUCGUGCCGCCCGAGCGUCGCGAGAAGAUCAAGAAGAGCUUCACACCCAACCACCCCAAGAGCCCCACCGCCAAGAGCUCAUCCUUCCGCGUCUCGCCCAUGACCUUCAAUGUCAAAAAGGUGCGGGAUGGAGCCGCUGCAGAGGCUGCACUGCCCGAAGACCACGUGGAGGUGCCAUCGCUGGGCGGGCCCGGCGGCGAGCUGCCCCUGGCCGAGGUGCACUCCCUGGACGAGAAGAGGCAGCCCCUCCUGAGCGUGGAGGCCGGGCUGUCCGAGAAUGGGGAAGGAGAGGUCGACGCUGAUGUCACCAUGGCCACCGCGACGCUGGCCGAGGAAGAGCCCAUGCCGGAUCACAACGACGACGACGAUGAUGAUGAUGAUGAAGAGGAGAGAGCAACUCCAGGGACGAGCCCGGUGACAAGCCCAGUGGCAUCGGCUGCAAGCCCAGUGAAUACUGCAGUGGCUGUGGAACAAGCAUCUUAAAUCUGUCCUUGUUCUGUCCUUAAGUCUUAGGUUAACUCUCCACACUGCUUUCCCCAUUAGGCUAGUCUAAACACACUAUAUAUGGGAAUUUAUAUAAAUCCAUAAAUAAGGUCCCAUGGAAAUCUGUUGAUCCUCAUCCCUUCGUGCCUUAGCCAUAAUCACCAAAACACUUCAAAAGCAAUAUUCUCUUCUGAUUAUUUUGUGCCUGAAACAACAGACUCAUUGCCUCCCCCCACUCUUAGUACGGACUAACAUGGAUUUGAAAAAAGACACUCAUCAGAAAUAAAAAGAACAGGCAGUCGGACAGCAGCACUAUCUCAGUUCCCUCACUGCGAUAUGAAUCACUGGGCUCCUGACUUUGAGAUCACACUUGGAUAGAAUUGCAUUCCCAGUCUGUACAAUAAAAUGACAGUAGACAUAAAUGAAAGGUCUGCACUCACAGAGAUAGAUGGGAUCUUUUUUUUUUUUUUUUGCUACUGUGGGAGACAUGGUUACACCCUUGCCUGAGGUCUCUAUGGUAACCAGCCAUUCCGGCAACAAUGUCCCAAUUACAGCUUCCUUAAUCAUGCAGGAGCACACCCACAAACAGUAGCAGUCUGAGGCAUGCUUCCCAUUCUCCCAACACACACAAAGCAAAGUUGGACACAGACCGGCAUAUUAUCCAACUAACCUACAUAAAAAUGAAAAAGAUCACAAGUAUAUAUGUAUAUGUAUGUGUGUGUGUGUGUGUGUGGGGGGGGGCUUUGUUAUGAGAGUAUAAACCUUUAUAUUUACACACACAUUUAAGUGCAUGCUCUAUACUUGGACACUGUGGUGAAGAGGUUAUUGUGUUGUUAAGCUGACAUUCUGCAGAGGUCUAAACAUUUGCAGAGUAAUUUAAAGGCCCCUGGACAUAUUUCUGGAAUUUCAGCCAAGCCAUAAAGAAAAAUGUCCCAACUUGUCAGUAAGUUGAUUUCUGAGAAAAUGCUUUCCCCCAAGCUCUCCCUCCACAUGAAGUGACAGUUUCAUACGCGUAACUAGCAAUGACACAGUUGAAGUGCUCAGCGACACUUCUGUCAUUUUCAUGCCCAUGUCUUUGGGUCCUCCAUGGACAGGUGUGUGCACACACACUGAGGACACUGGGUGAGACCCGGAGGAGCAGGAGAGGAGCUCCUCUUUUGACUGAUCGCUCGGCACCAGCCCAUGUUUCCGCCCUGAGAGAGUGGAGGAGGAGGAGGAGGAGGGGAAAAGGGAGGAGAGGGGGAUGAAGACGGUGGAGGAUGGCGGGAUUGAUGGCAUAGGACGCCCCUCACGGCCCACAGGUGUGCUGCCCCUGGGCUAUACUCUCUUGAGUCGCAAAUUAACCAGGUAGAUGGAGACGAGGCGUGAAAAAGAAUUGAGUUUGUGUGUGUGUGUUUGUGGGGGGGUUCCAGAAAGAUAAAAGAUUAAUGCCGUGCUAGAUACACACACUCAAGACUUUGAUGUUAUUAAGAAAAACCUUUGAAAUGUUUUACUUUUUGCGAUUAAUUCUCAUGAGACUUCAGCCAGUUAUCCAUGUUGCCAAAGUUCCAUCCUGAAAAAGAACUGUGGCAUUCCUAUCCAUAAGUCCUACUGCCGCACACGUCCAGAACAACUGUGGGGUCAGUUUCUUCCACUCGACAAUAUCAAUCUCAGAGUUUGAAGAUAAGGGAAGGCCAGAGUAACGUGUGGUGUUAAACU